Messenger RNA from Eleginops maclovinus (Patagonian blennie), 5030 nucleotides. It is a transcript of the gene pkn1a, whose product is annotated as protein kinase N1a. Gene Ontology annotation, molecular function: small GTPase binding; ATP binding; protein serine/threonine kinase activity. NCBI's taxonomy places the organism in Eukaryota, Metazoa, Chordata, Actinopteri, Perciformes, Eleginopidae. The transcript is spliced from 23 exons. The coding region runs from base 796 to 3636 and encodes 946 amino acids. The record is from RefSeq and is a predicted model, not a curated record. Gene Ontology annotation, biological process: intracellular signal transduction; peptidyl-serine phosphorylation.
GUGGUGUGUGCUUCUCUGCGGUCAGUUACCCGCUGUUUGAAUGUGAUGACACGGUGUCUGCACUCGUCCGGUGCACCGUGACGGAAAACAGGCUUUUUCAUACAUGCUUGGGCUUUUUCCCCUUAAACUAGCGGGAUUUUUAACGGACAGAUUAGAUCUCUAUUGUCCGUCGUUUUGACUGUACGAGGGGCUCUUGAAGUACUGACAGGCGGCUUUUUUGUGUGGCAUGUGAUAAGGACAAGAGACUGAGGCGUGUUCACGGAUGUUACCGGGAAAAGGGGAGAGGAAAGAAAAGGCUUUCUUUUAUUUCCCUGUUGCCUGUGGAUGUGACUUUGUCUCCGCCUGGGUUCAGCAGGACAUGACGGAGCAGCGGAUGGAUUUUAUGGGGCUCCUGCUAGCUGUUGAAUGGCAGGAUGAACAAUGACUGUUGAGCUAUAACAGUUUUUGUCCGGAUGCUUUUAUGCGAAACAUUUUUUAAACGUGAAGGCGAUGGUUUCAUUUUUUAUUUUUGUGAAGUGAAAGCUAACGUUGGUUAAACACAGCAAAAGGGAGGACCAUUUCAGGCGCGGCCAGGCAAGCCAACAAUGCGGAUUACCUCUUGACUGUUUGCCUUUGUGUCAAUUCUCACUGUUUGUAUAAAGUUUGAGAUAACACUUAGCAGGACGAACACCCGGUUCAUUUUGCUCUAUUGUCUCGGAGUGGAGACAAUACGCUCACGCGAGGUCCAAAUCCCACAUGUGCACAGGUUGUCUGUGAAACGGCAAACUGGCUGACAACAGAGCAACAGGGACAGCGAUGGCGAACGAUUCCAUACAAAGUGACCCAGGUGGGCUGUCUGUUCUGGAGCAGCUCGGCCUGGACCAGAACUCGGAUUUCUCUGAUUCCAGUGUGCAGCAGCUCCUGGACGAACAGCGAGAAAGGAUCCGCAGGGAGAUUCGUAAAGAGCUGAAAAUCAAGGAAGGAGCUGAGAACCUACGGAGGGCGACGACUGAAAGGAGGAACGCACAGCAGGUGGACAGCCAGCUACGUUCUUCUAACCGUAAGCUGGACAACCUGCAUGACCAGCUGCAAGAACUGGAUGCUCACAUUGUGGUCAAGGGAGGAGAGGAGAACAAAGAUGAGUGUCCUCAAUCUCCCGGGGCGGAGUCUCGUACGUCAGCCCAUAAGGAACGCAUCGCCGCUCUGGAGAGACAGCUCAACAUCGAGCUCAAAGUCAAGCAGGGAGUUGAAAACAUGAUCCCCAUCUACGCCAAUGGAUCCACCAAGGAUAAGAAGAUGCUGCAGACGGCCCAGCAGAUGCUACAGGACAGUAAGACCAAAAUUGACAUCAUCCGCAUGCAGAUCCGCAAGGCUGUGCAGGCCACGGAGCACAAUGAAGACACACAGGGUAACCAGGACCUCUGUGGGAUGGAGCUGCGCAUUGAAGAGCUGAGGCAUCACUACAGGGUGGAGCAUGCUGUCGCUGAGGGCGCCAAAAAUGUCCUCAGGCUCCUGGGGGCUAGCAAGGUCCAGGACAAGAAAGCCCUGUCUGAGGCGCAGUCUCGUCUGAGCGAGGCGUCUCUGCGCUUGGACCUGCUGAGGCACUCUCUGGACCAUCGCCUUUCAGAGCUGCCGGAGGACCAUCCCAAGGCCAGCGUCAUCAAAGAGGAGCUGGUCCAGGCCUCCUCCCCGGUUUUCAGCUCCCGCCACAGCGCCCCCUACCUCCACAACCAGUACAGCACCCUCAACAAGCCCUCCCCUCUCACUGGUACCUUACAGGUGCAGCUGCUGGGCUGUGUUGGGCUGCUGGAGGUGGUCCCAGGUCGCAAUAAAGGGACAGCCGUCAUGCUGCCCUGCUACAGCCCCGGAGACACCCGCUCCUUCAUGAGAGGAAGCAAAGGACUCUACGGACGCAGCGGCUCAGUGAGCGGGAAGACGCCCAGCAAGACGGACGACCUCUCCUCCGAGGUGAGUGCUGUGCUGAAGCUAGAGAACAACGUUGUGGGCCAGACCCCCUGGAAGACUGUGGGAGAUCAGGCCUGGGACCAGACCUUCACUGUGGAGCUGGAACGGUCGAGGGAGAUGGAGAUCGCAGUCUACUGGAAGGACUACCGCUCGUUGGCCGCCCUGAAGUACCUGAAGCUGGAGGAGUUCCUGGACAACCAGAAACACAGAGUUCAGCUGGAGUUGGAGCCUCAGGGCCUGCUGCUGGCAGAGGUGACCUUCUUCAACCCGGUCAUUGAGAGAGUUCCUCGCCUGCGGAGGCAGAAGAAGGUCUUUUCUAAGCAGCAAGGCAAAGCAUUCCUUCGGGCUCGUCAAAUGAACGUCGAUAUCGGGACGUGGGUGAGGCUGCUUCGAAACGCCAUUCCCACGGUCAACAACUCAGGAACCUACAGUCCCAACGCACAAAGCCUCACACUCAACUCUGGGGAGGUCUCAGUGGAGAAGUUGAGUCUGGACAGCGACUCUCCGAUAAGAAUCGAUUACAAGAGAGACACGGACGGACAAACCCCGGUGAGGGACACAGAGAGAGAGGAAGCCCUGGAAAUGGGGGAGGACCGACUGCCCGUCAUCGAGCCCUUCUCUCCCCCAGACCUCACCCCCGAGUGCCCUGUCCGAACCCCAUCUGUUGGCAGUAAGCAGAGGAAAGGCCCUCUGUCUCUGCAGGACUUCAGGCUGAUCGCUGUGUUGGGAAGGGGACACUUUGGAAAGGUGUUGUUGUCAGAAUACAAGAAGACAGGCACAAUGUACGCCAUCAAAGCCCUGAAGAAGGGAGAUAUCGUAGCUCGGGAUGAAGUGGAAAGUCUAAUGUGCGAGAAGCGCAUCUUUGAGGUUGUGAACCUAUCGCACCAUCCCUUCCUCGUCAACCUGUUUGCGUGCUUCCAGACUCCGGAGCAUGUGUGUUUUGUCAUGGAGUACACAGCAGGAGGCGACCUGAUGAUGCACAUCCACACAGACGUCUUCACAGAGCCGCGAGCCGUGUUUUAUUCAGCCUGCGUAGUUCUUGGACUUCAGUUCCUCCACGACCAUAAGAUUGUGUACAGAGACCUCAAGCUUGACAACCUGCUGCUCGACACAGAUGGUUAUGUGAAGAUCGCAGACUUUGGGCUGUGUAAAGAAGGAAUGGGCUUCGGGGACAGGACCAGCACGUUCUGUGGGACUCCAGAGUUUUUAGCCCCCGAGGUACUGACGGAUACAUCGUACACCAGAGCGGUAGACUGGUGGGGGCUGGGGGUCCUCAUCUAUGAAAUGUUGGUGGGAGAGUCUCCAUUCCCAGGGGACGAUGAAGAGGAGGUGUUUGACAGCAUAGUGAAUGAUGAAGUCCGCUAUCCACGCUUUCUAUCCACUGAAGCUAUUGGCAUCAUGAGAAGGCUGUUAAGGAGGAACCCGGAGAGAAGACUGGGCUCUGGUGAGAAGGAUGCAGAGGAAGUGAAGAAGCAGCCAUUCUUCAGAAAUGUAGACUGGGAGAUGUUGCUACAAAGGAAGGUUCCACCUCCCUUCGUCCCCUCCAUUGUCGGGAGGGAAGAUGUCAGCAACUUCGACGAGGAGUUCACCACCGAACCUCCGGCUCUCACGCCACCUCGCGAACCUCGUGUGCUCUCCCGCAAAGACCAGGAGAGCUUCCGGGACUUUGACUACGUCUCUGACCUCUGCUAGUGGGCCUUAAAGACGACGAAGAAUGUUUGACUUUAAAGGCUUCACGACGGUUUUAUCUGAGCGGACCACAGGUCUCAACUGACUUUCAGCUGACUGUUUGUCUGCCGUUAAUUACACUGUGAAUGAAUGCGGAGAGACCGGAGCCAACCGGUCUGUGUUUUUUGUGUCUACAAUCUAUAAAGAUAGAAAGCCGAGAAAAUAAAAGCCAGGAAGGACAGCUGGUGGGGUUGUACAAACGAAGACCAACACCCCCCCCCCCUCUCCAUUCCUCGUACAACACACCAGUGACUUGUGUAUCUUUACAAACAUUAGCCUUUAAAAAUACCUCCUCCUAUCCUCUUAUGUGUCGGUGUAGUCACCUGUGCAGCUGUGAGGAGGAGCUGCUCUCAUACCAAUGCCUUACAUUUGUAUUUGAUCAACAGAAAAGCAUUAUGUUUUAUUUUGUUGCCCGUUGUAUACAGCAGCAGGAAGUGGAGAACUUGCUCGUGGAGUGGGAAUUGUGACAUCUCGUUCAGAGUGAAUUUGAAUUUGUAGCUUUUCCCAGCUUGGGCGAAUUAUGAAAUAUAGCUACGGGGUAAAGAAUCACUUUCCUAAUUAUUUGGAUUAUUUCUACCAACCACUUUUACAAAUUGUGCUGCUGCGAUUUUAAUGAAUGCCACAAAUGUUACAACAGUAAUGUUUUAAGUAAUCAUAUUUUAUGACCGUUGAAUCCUCAUCCAUUAUUCAGUACCCACCACAUACUUUUUAAUUGGAAAUUGUAUAUAACGUAUCACAACCGUCAGCAUAAAUACUGUGUGGCAAAAGUUUGCCACAUAGUAUUUCACUUUUUUUUUAUGAGAAAAAAAAGAACUGAACACUAAGACUUGAUGCGCAAUCAACCUUAUUUUGUCUGUUCAUUUUGGGUUUAAGACGCAUUGAUGCAGUUAUCUACAUGCUACCAGAGUUUUGUGUACAUGAAGUAAGUAAGUUCCCCUGAAGACAUUUGUAUGUGACUUUAAACUCAACAAACCAUGGCUCCAACAUUCCAAAACUACCCGUGGUGGUUAUUGCUGAUGAAGUGAUCUUUGUUUCAGAUGAACCCAAUUGAGAUCUUGGUGAAUAUUUGGGAAAUCUGUGUGGUGACACAAUCAAAAUAAAUAUUGUUAGCCAUAUUACGUCCCAGCGAACAAGAUAUCUUGGCAAUACAUUUCUAAAGAAACAAUAUCAUUUGAAACAAAAUGAUACAUGUUGAAAAUAUGAGCCAGUGGUAUAUUCAUUACUGAGUACAGGCGAGUUUUGUUGUGUAGCUGUAUGUAUGUUGGUGUGGAUUUUACUUAUCUUGUGUUUAUGUCAAAACAAAAACCAUGUGAGAGUAUGAGAUGACUUAUUUUAUAAAGAAAACCUGGAGUGAAUAA